Messenger RNA from Cylindrotheca closterium, 2010 nucleotides. The record is from the annotation of a GenBank genome assembly. Lineage: Eukaryota; Bacillariophyta; Bacillariophyceae; Bacillariales; Bacillariaceae.
AUGAAGCUGCAGUUUGCCUUAGCAGUAAUUGUCGCUGUUGUGUCAGAAAAUCUCUCAGAUGCCCAUGACGUUGGCGAACACCACAAUGCUGCUGAACAAAAUCAGCAACCCAACAAGCCACAACAACCCCGUGAGCAUCAUCCGGAAACAAAUAUGCAUCCCAAAAAGUUCUACACUGACACUCGAGGCAAGCCUGAUAAACGGGAACACACCAAGACCCGCACUAGCGCGACAAAUACAAGAGCUGAUCCAGAUACCAAUGAAAUUCGAGGCAAACGCGAUGACACCAAGACAAGAACAGGAACCAAGACGGCGGAACAUCAGAGCAAGGCACGUGCGCAUGCUGCCCGAGUUGAUGAUGGGCCUUCUAUGAUUGUUGGUGGAAACCAAGCUGAUGUCGCAGAAUAUCCGUAUUAUGUUGAUAUGGAUGGAUGUGGAGCUAGUUUGAUUGCUCCUGGAGUUGUUCUCAGCGCUGCUCAUUGCGAUCCGGAUGACUUCACGCAUGUUGGCCAGACAGUGAUUGUUGGAGGGUACGAUCGUCAACAAGUCACGAAUGGUGCUGUUAGAGCCACUGUCACAGAGACGCUGAUGCACCCUUCUUGGGAUCCUUGGGGUGGAAUGUCAUAUGAUUUCAUGUUAUUGAAACUAGACAGCCCAGUGACGACAUCGGGAUCCGUCAAGCUCUCUUUGAACUCGGAAAGCACGGUUCCAUCCAGUGGACAACCAUUGACCGUAGUGGGGAACGGCGACACAGAAGAGGAUGGGAUUCAAUCCGAUGUUCUUCUGGAAGCUGAAGUACCUGCCAUCAGCACUGUUACAUGCAACGGUCCAUAUGAUGGGGAGAUCGUGGACGAGGUAAUGUUUUGCGCUGGUGGCAAUGGUAAAGAUACUUGCCAAGGAGACUCUGGCGGUCCAAUUGUGGUCAGAAAUGGCAAUAUCCACACCCAAGUUGGAGUGACCUCUUGGGGCCAUGGCUGCAAUAGACCUGGAAUCCCAGCCGUCUAUGCUCGUGUUAGCAGCGUGAUGAACUGGAUUGCACAUGUCACCUGCACAUGCUGGGGCGUCAAUGAUGAAACCAUUUGUAGUUUCUUGGAUUCUAAUGACGACUUUACGUGCGAAGAUGUCGAAAGUGCUGGUGGUGGAAUUGGAGGAGGCAGCGGUCCUGGCGGCUGUGAAGUCAUUUCUGGAUGGACCGACGACUACGGCGACGGCUGUCAUUGGUAUGAGGCCAAUGAUGUAGAAGGGUGUCCCGAAACUGGAAACUUGAUUGGAAUUGGAGAUAAAACUGCUUGGGACGCCUGCUGUCAUUGUGAGGGUGGGGGGCCUAGCGGGGGCAGUGGUGGAAGUGACACCGCGGGCUGUCAGCUUAUUUCUGGAUGGGUCGACAGCGCUGACGAUUCUUGCGGGUGGUACGAGGCAAACGACGGAACUGGUUGUCCAAACUUUGGCUAUAUUGCUGGAACCGGCGGCCAUACGGCAUGGCAGGCAUGUUGUCACUGUGAGGGUGGUGUAAGCGAUGUCAACCCAGGUUGUCAACUUGUUGCUGAUUGGACUGAUGCAGCAGGCGACUCGUGUGGUUGGUACGAGGAAAAUGACAGUGAGGGCUGCCCGCUUUACGGUAACACUAUGGGCACUGAUGGAGUCUUGGCGUGGAGUGCAUGCUGCCACUGCGAGGGCGGCGGCGCCGACUUCUUUGGAUGCCAGCUAAUUUCGGGAUGGAUCGAUGAAUACCAGACAUCUUGUGGUUGGUAUGAGACGAAUGAAACUGCGGGCUGUCCAUUCGAGGGGGAUGUCGUGGGUACAGGUGGAGCGACCGCCAACGAAGCGUGUUGUUUUUGCGCUGGAACGGAUGGCGAUGGCCAAGGCAACGAUGGUGUCGUGAAUGUCAUUUCCGACCCGGUUACUAGUGGAAAUAACAACAGCACUACUAGCAGCGGCAAUGCAUUAGUUGUUUCCAUUGCAACUGGAUUAGCAUCUCUGCUGUUGCUUCUUGGCAGCAUUGCAGGAUAA